Molecule: messenger RNA, 1444 nt
Organism: Drosophila miranda
Lineage: Eukaryota; Metazoa; Arthropoda; Insecta; Diptera; Drosophilidae
Product: GTPase-activating protein RacGAP84C-like
Exons: 1
Coding region: 41-1282 (413 amino acids)
Biological process (GO): signal transduction
Source: RefSeq, a predicted model, not a curated record
UGCUAAGAGAUCGCGGAUAAGUACCGGAUUGAAUGGCAGCAUGUCGACGCACACGCCAACCACGAGUAAGAUGCGGCGCUCGGGUGCUGGCAUUGGCGUAGAAGAGCAUACAGUGAAUGUGGGUCAGGGCGCUGAGCGCUUUUGUGCUACCACCAAGCUCACCAUACCCCAGGAUGGGCAGGGAGUGAUCCAGCCAGCGAAUGGAGCCCCUGAGAGGAUUGCCGAUGGCUUGGUAUCGACGCCUCGACGCUCCGCCUUUAAAGAGGCCACAGCUCCACCACUAACUCCGCUGAAUGCCAUGGCUCCGCAUGUGCUAGCCGAAUCGGGGACACCCGGUCAGCACCGUCCAUUGAUGAGGAAUCACACCUUCAGCCAGAAGACGUUCUUGCGCGGUGACAAUUGUGUGCAGUGCCAGAAGCGCAUUCGGUUCGGCGCUGUUGGCUUGCGUUGUCAGGACUGCCCAGUGCGCUGUCAUAUUGACUGCCAGUAUCUGCUCACAGUCAGCUGUGUGCCCCGAUCGGGAACACCAACGACAAAGACAAUGACGGGCUACCUCAGUGACUUUGCCCCGUCGAUUGCGCCCAUGAUUCCAGCACCGAUUGUGCACUGUGUGAAUGAGAUUGAGGCGCGCGGCCUCACCGAAGUGGGCCUUUAUCGCGUGUCCUCGUCGGAGCGGGAGUACAAAGCCCUCAAAGAGCAGUUCUUGCGAGGCAAAUCCACCCCACAUUUAGGCAACACGGAUAUCUAUGUGCUUUGCUGUUGUGUGAAGGAUUUCCUGAGGUCUCUCGUCGAGCCACUCAUCCCCACCGGCCAGUGGAAAGAUUUUGCCAACGCUGUGCAAAAUCCAGACACUUCAAUGUCCCAAGAGAUGCUGUACAAGUCUGUAAAGCAGAUGCCGCAAGCCAAUCGGGAUACGCUGGCCUUCCUCAUUCUGCAUUUCCAGCGCAUUGCUCAAUGCCCUGUGGUACUGAUGCCGAUCGACAACAUCUCUGUUAUCUUUGGACCCACCAUUGUGGGGUAUUCAUCGGCGGAUCCCGAUCAACAUGCCAUCUACACAGAGGUCUUUACGCAAAAGGAGGUGAUGAAAGCAUUGCUCGAGCUACCAGUGACAUUUUGGGAGCAGUAUGUUGUCAUAGACUCACCCCGUGCGCCAGCAACCGUUGUCAAGCGAGUGCCCAGCAGCAACAAGGACUUGUUAUCAAUAUAUGCAACUCCCUUCAAGGGGACCAUAAAGAAGCUUAAGUUCUACGGAACGCCGCCCGUAUCUGCCCACAAGAAAUGAACAUGGGUCUUUCCCCGCCGAAAGUCCUUGACACGUUACAUAAGUUUACUACAAGUAUUUCAGUUUUUGUUUCCGGCCAGCCAUACGAGAGGAGCUCUAGCUAUAUGUGCACUCCACUACUAACACUGUCUAGAGAAGUUUUUCUUUAUAAUUAACCAUUUC